AUGUCUCGUCCGCAGACCCCCGCAUCUGGGGGCUACAGCUCCUCAGCAGCGCCCAUCAAUGAGCUCGACCGAACACAGUCCAGGUUGUCAUAUGCUGGAUCCACUGCUCCCGCAGGCACAGGCCUCGAGCACUCUGCUGGUGCUCCCCGUCCCACCUCUGCUCUAUCCCAAAAUGAGGACUUUCACGGUGAUGCGCAUCCGGGCGCCGGUGAGCGAAGCUCUGUGCUUCAACGGAGCAACUCGCAGAUGUCCCAGUCUGCUACCGCCAUAUCCCGAGGUGGUACUCUUAAGAAGAAGGCAUCGCUGCGCGGAACCAGCCUUAAACGAAGCAAUAGCAGGAAGAGCAGCUACGCGGGCUCGGUUCGUAGCAUGAAGCUCGGUGAGAAGGAGAAAUAUGAGUCGGAGGAAAGCAACAGCGCAUUUUACUGCCCAGUUCCAACUGUCGGCAACCCCACCGAACUACUUGCGAACAGAUUCCAAUCCUGGCGCAAGGUACUGAAGGAUCUCAUCAACUACUUCCGCGACUUGCAUAAAUCUUACGAAGUCCGUUCGAAAACUCUACUCUCUGCGUCCAACAUUAUCAACAACACCACGAUUCCAUCGAACUUUGUGACUAGCGGUGGUCUCGGCGAUGCUGCAUAUAUCCUGCGCGAUUUCCACAAGCAAGCGAUUAGUGAGGCCAACAAAGCCAAGGACCUCGAAAACGAAGUGAUCAUGCAGCUUACUGGCCUGCGAAGCGAUUUGCAGCAGAAGAUCAAAGAGAUUAAGAGCCUGUCUGGAGAUUUCAAGAACUCGGUCGAUAAGGAGCAGGAGCAGACCAAGAGAGCAAUCCGCGCCUAUCAAGAAGCACUCGGACUGGUUGAUCACGACGCUUCCGCAACCACCGGAAAGGGAGACCCGUUCAUCGUCAAGAUGAACGUUGAUCGUCAGGUCGAAAGGCAGAUCGACGAAGAAAACUACUUGCACAGGGCAUAUCUCAACCUCGAGGCUUCUGGCCGAGAACUCGAGUCCAUCGUGGUUGGCGAGAUACAGAAGGCUUAUACUGUGCUCGCCGGCAUUAUGCGACGCGAAGCAGACGAUUUCUAUGAUACUGCAGAGAAGCUACGCGAAGGUCCUCUCGCCAUCAGCAAGGAUAUGGAGUGGGAUACAUUCGUAACAAACAACCACCAGAUGGUUGACCCCAGGAAUCCCGUUCGCCAGGUCGAGCACAUCACCUAUCCAGGCAAGGACCACCCUGCCGCAUUGGAGGUUCGAAGCGGCAUGCUCGAGCGAAAGAGCAAGUAUCUUAAGAACUACACUCCGGGCUGGUAUAUCCUGUCUCCUACCCAUCUCCACGAGUUCAAGUCAGCCGACAGGCUGGCUUCUCAAUCCCCUGUCAUGUCUCUCUACCUGCCCGAACAGAAGAUCGGUUCGCACUCAGAGCCGGGAUCUUCUUCACACAAAUUUAUGCUCAAAGGUCGCCAGAGUGGAUCAAUGCACCGUGGCCACUCCUGGGUCUUCCGUGCUGAGACAUAUGAUACAAUGCUGGCCUGGUACUCAGAUGUCAAAGAGCUCACCGAGAAGACUGGAGAAGCUCGCAAUGACUUUGUUCGUCGGACCCAUGCUCGCUCCAUGUCAGGCAGUAGCCUGAAAGCACCCAGCAUCGGUGGAAGCUCAGAAGGUGCUCUGGAAGAUGACGAGGCCGACCGUCAGGCGUUCGCAGGCGAGCAAUCCAUCCGUGGCAACUCAUUCGCAGACGGCAUGACAACGGCGACUGGCGCUACCGGACUCGCAGAGAAAAGCUCCGAAGCAGGCUGGCGACCACAGCAAAGACCAUCACCAGGUGGGCGAUUUCCAUCUGAUCUCAACGUACAACGAGGCUUACAAGCACCGGUUUCGCCUAGUAGCGGAGGCAGUUCCGAUCGCGACGUAAUAGCGCAUGCUAGCACACUUCCUGGCUCUGCCAUUCCUUUCAACAACGCACAGGAGAAGCCUUCCGAGCUUCCUCAACCUGCUGCUGCUGCCGGCCAGCAAUAUACCCAAGGUGCCCACCCGAACCUCUUCCCACAAUCGGCAGGGGCCGAGAAUCAGAGCCAGUAUGGCGACUGGAUGGCUCCCAUGGCUGCAGGAGCAGCCGGCGGUGCCGUUAUUGGUAGCGCUUCUCACCAUCACCAGAAUAAACAGGAGACGGAGCCGGCUCGCCCAGUAAUAGAGAACAUCGACAAUUCCGAGCGUCAAAUGGAUGCAGCGUCUCCCAUACCCGAGUACGGAACUUCAUCACCACCCAUUCCCAUCCCCAUCCCCAUAACAGCCACGACGACCACUACCGAACCACCGACAGGCGCGGCAUCCACCGCACCUACAGCAAGCACUAACACCGACAUCAAUACGAUUAGCACCCAGACAACCGCGCCGACUGAAUAUUCGAGCAGACCCGGCCUAGAGAAGACGCUAACUUCAAAGAGCGUCAGCACCAUCAGCGAUCUCCACAUGCCGGGGGAGUUCCCUAGGAACACAGGGACCACGACGACCCCCACAGCCUAA
This is a messenger RNA of Cyphellophora europaea CBS 101466, 2523 nucleotides long. RefSeq lists its product as uncharacterized. NCBI's taxonomy places the organism in Eukaryota, Fungi, Ascomycota, Eurotiomycetes, Chaetothyriales, Cyphellophoraceae. The coding region runs from base 1 to 2523 and encodes 840 amino acids. The transcript is spliced from 4 exons. The record is from RefSeq and is a predicted model, not a curated record.